Molecule: messenger RNA, 4702 nt
Organism: Perca fluviatilis (European perch)
Lineage: Eukaryota; Metazoa; Chordata; Actinopteri; Perciformes; Percidae
Product: transmembrane protein FAM155A-like
Exons: 3
Coding region: 525-1682 (385 amino acids)
Biological process (GO): calcium ion import across plasma membrane
Cellular component (GO): plasma membrane
Molecular function (GO): stretch-activated, monoatomic cation-selective, calcium channel activity
Source: RefSeq, a predicted model, not a curated record
CCUGCAAACACACACCGUCUCUUGGCGAACAUGGCGGCAACUUGACAACGGCAGCGAGAAGAAGACGGUGAGGGCUUGAAAAAGAAAAGAGGUCUGUCAGCUUACAGGCUGUAGGGCCCAUCCGCCGAAACAAAGGCAGACGGCUUCGCCAUGUUGGAAGAGGAUAGCGCCCUUGUCCCUGCAAGACCGAGGCCAGGGAAAACGUAAACGCGUCGGUGAGGGUUUCUAAAAACGGAGUCGAGGCUACGCAGAGAGGAGCGGAGCGGCGCGGCGCGGAGCUCAGGGCGGGCGGGAGGACAGCGGCUUCACCGGUCAGCCAUGGAGGAUGCGGCCCGUGGUCGCCAGCGUCUGAUUUCCCAUCCGGCCCACGCUCAUUUUAAUGGGAAUUACCGCUGAUCGCAAAGGCAAAGCCGGGACAAGCCACCACCUGACAUCUGAGGGGAAGAAAACGCGAAGCGGACCCCCACGUCAAUGACUGUUGCGGCAGAGGAGCCCCCACGGUGGAGUCGGCCGGUUCCCAAAAUAUGACCAGGGGUGCUGGGACGUGUUGGCAGCAAGAAGAUGACGACGGCUUCCAAAUCUGGCUAGAGCCCCCCCGCGACAACCAAAAGCCAUUCACCGACUCCGAGAGGGCGCAGAGAUGGCGACUGUCCUUGGCAUCCCUCUUGUUCUUAACCAUCCUCCUCUCUGAUCACCUGUGGUUCUGCGCCGAGGCCAAACUGGCCCGGACCCGGGUCAAGUUCGCAUCCUCCCACCUUCUCUCACCCCAGACCCACUCAGCACACAGCAGCCUCAGAGGAAACCCAGAUGCUAUUUUUAUAGGAAACUCUACCAAACAUUUGUGGCGGCUUGAAACUUGCCACCAGGAUAGUUUAUCUAAAAACUGCUUUACUUUCGCAGAUGCCGACAAUUUGUGCGGGGGCCUUUCCGACAAAGAGGGGACGCGGGCUGUAAAUAUGAGCGAUUUGUACCUUUCCUUUUGUAACUCCUACUCUCUGCUGGAUUUGUUUUACGGGUCGACAAGUCCGGACAAUUUAAACUGCAGCCUCGACGUGCUCGGCGAUGGCGACACAACCAGAUGCAGCCUGUGCGUCCAGGCGUACCAGCGCUACGACCAGCACGCCCAGGAGAAGUACGAGGACUUUGAGCUCCUGACUCAGAAAUAUGAGCCGGGGGCAUAUUCAGUGAGGACGUGCAUGGAGCAGUGCAAGACGGCAUAUAAGCCCUGGCUGUGCGCUCAGUAUUUCCCCACCACCCAGCUGUCCUGUCAGAGGAAGGUACCGUGCCACCAGUACUGCCUGGAAGUCCAGCAGAGCUGUCCGUUCAUCCUGCCCGAUAACGACGACCUGAUCCACGGCGGCAGCCCCAGCUUCAUCUGCACAGGGAUCUUGGCAGAUCAUCUAUCAGACAGUGAGGCGGAGUGCUGCGACGUCCGAUGGGACUCCAAAAUGGACAACCCUUCAGGCGGGACACUAAAAAGGACUGCUUCUUCCUGCCAGCCCGAGGGGGCCUCGGUCACCUCCGCUGCCACCCCGAGACUGUGCAGCGGGCGACUGAAGAUCUGCCUGCUGGCCCUCGUCCUCCUACACACUGUCAUCAUCAUUUCAGCCUCCCAUAAUUCUACGUUGGUGGGCGUGGCUGCCAUUUUCUCGCCAGAGGAGAGUGCUUCUAAUGAGGAGUGAACUUUGGGGUUGAAUUUGGUGCUUGAAAAGUGUGAUGUCGCUCGAGAGGAUUAUGGCUUUUACAAUGUCAUGGCUGCCAGGGACACAUCUGGCGAGACAUGCUGGAGAUGCCUCUACAAUCUGCCCGCUGAUGAACCAUCAACCACAGGAAGUGGGAGGGUUUUAACUGGAGCUGAGGGUGCUGGGAUUGGACAUCGGCCGAACGGAGAUGUUUGAGAACCGACCCCGUAAAGAACUGACCUCUUGCCACUUGAAACCUGCUCAUUGUUUCUAAUCCAUCCAAAUGUUUUCUAGCAUAUUGUCCCUCCUCUCCCUCACUCCCUCCCUCCCUCCCUCUGUCCCUCCCUCCCUCCCUCCCUGGCGUUUUCGGCGUGUAUGGAUGGCACGUCAGAGGAAAAACGGACAUUGAUGAAGUGUGCGCUCUCCCUCAUCAUUACCUUUAGAUUUUUGCUGCAUUUCUUUCAGGUGCCAGAAUGUUUUGACAUAUCAACUGUGUUCCACUUCCUACUCUCCAUCACCUUAGAGGCAUCUUCUUACUACCUUGUAUGUGAUGUUGCUCGAGGGUCUGUCAGGACCAGCUCAUCCAUCAUUCAUGUGGGUCUUGUUUCCCUGAAAACAAAAUGUAUGUGAUUCUUCUAUAUUCUACUGUUCAGCUUGUAUUUUGUCCCACCAGACCUUUUCUUAACCCCUUACGACGGUACACGUUUUAGGACCUUAAGUGCUCUAAGGCUGGCUCGCUUUCUCUUCUAACUUGUUGGGCCAUUGAGCAAGUUAGGAGUGAUAAAGUGGCAAAGGUGGUGACGGUUCAGCUGACGAGUUCAUGCUGAGCUUAGUCUCCACCAUGCAGUGCUCCUGGACAGGAAGUGGUGUUCUCUGGUUUCUAAAGUGUUCGGUUUACCUCAUACGGUAGUGUCUGUGUUGCAGACAGGCGGCCCAGUGACUUGUCUCAACGCCGCAGAGAGUAUUUAGAGUAGUCGUACACGAGACUGCAGGGACAACCCAGGGACACUAGAGAACAGUUGCAUGAUGCCAAAACACCAGAGGCCUCAUUUAUCAACCGCAUGUACGCUCGUUUCUACACACAGAGUCCAACUCAUUCUUUUGCUUUUCUGUUUUUAUUUGGAAACACCAAACCUUUGGAGUGGAAUUAGAUUAAAGUCACAGUAAAACGGAAGUUAGAGCGUCUUUGGUUUCAGGUUUGGAUUAGUUAUGAGGGGUUGCACACAGAGAGGGGUGUAAAUCAAAUCCUACAGAUGUGAUUGGAUCACUCAAAAGUUGACGUAGCUUAGAAUAUGGCGCAAUGCAGAGCGUUGGAGCUACAGGACCGUCGGCCUCCAUCACCACCUCCUUCACCAACUUUGUUGAGACAAAGUCAGUAACAAAUUAAAUAUACCCGGCACACAAAGAUGGCGGCGCGGGUAAAAGAGCCAGGCUCACGCGUGGCUCACUCCACUAGAAACAUCUCCUAUGAAUGCACAGUAGGGAGCAGAUUUUAGAGUUUAUUUUCUAUAUAUAUAUAUAAUGUCGUUCCGUAAUAUCGGCAGGGAAAAACAUUUGGCAAUCUUCAGUUGUCGAUAGUCAGUCGUCACAAGCUUAGGCACAAUAUUCUGUCAACACAUUACGUUUGAAUGGUAAGAAGAUGUUGAUGAAUUGUGCAAACCACAAUACUUGCAGUCAUGCAUUCGCUUGUAAUGACGAGUUCCAAGACAACAAAUGAAUUGAGAAAACAGUGGAUGUAGGAUGACAUAAUGUAAGGUGAAAUAAGACCAGCAACAAUGCAGGAACACAGACUUAUGUACACAAAUCUGUUGCCCGCUGAUUUCUUUCUUUUUCUUUUUUUAAACAGUUCCUACGCACACGUUUCGAACUUGUUCUACACUCGGUUUGAUAAAUGAGGCCCCAGAUCUUUGAGUGCCUCUCUGCUGCGUACGCCCAGUGAGGCAGAAACUGGCAAUGGAGCAAUAUAGAAAAUAAAAAAACAGUGGCUGUUAGUGUCCUACUUUGUGGCAUCUUCACUACUGUCGCCUCAGCUUUUCUGUAUCGUAGAGUAGGUGCAAGUUGACCAGCCAGCCAAUCAAUCAAUCAGUCAGUCCGUCGACUCUUAAAUACCCUUAGACGAGCUGAUCAACCGCUAUCUCUCACAGACUAGCAAAGGGCUGUGUCAGUGUCAGCGUGCGAGGAGUGUGAGGAGUAUUCAAGGGCUGAUCCAUCCGAUUUAUUUAUUUAUUUUUGCAUAGCUGCUGCCGGUAAAGUGCACAUUGACAUAAGGACAGGUCACGCAGGGAUUAAGAGUACUUUAAACUCCUCAUUUUUAGCUAGGAAUGCACUGAGAGAUUGGACAAAAAAAAGAAGAGAUUUAUCCAAUAUUAAAAUCUGAUACCGCGAGCAACUAGUGAUACACCAAAAAUGAACGCUAAGGACGCUAAAUCUCUUUAAUGAAGCAGUUUUUUUUGUCCUCCAUCCUGGUAGCCUCAAAUGAUCCCCAUUAACAGCUUGACCUUACCUCGCCUCACAACACUCAACAACCAUCGGUUUGCUCUUCACACACACACACACACACACACACACACACACACACACACACACACACACACACACACACACACACACACACACACACACACACACACACACACACACACACACACACACCAGAGUGGGAUGUCCUGUGGAAGUCAAGUCUACACUUGCCCCUGGAUUUUUAUAGACUUUAGCCCCCUCAUCCCCCAGUUUACUCUCUGAUCCCCUGUUGCUUGAUAUUCUCCUGUGACGUGUUGUUUCGUUGGUUUGUUUUACUUGACAAGCUGUGAUGACGAGAACUACAUUCCCUUGAAGACAGCAGCGGAUGUAACAGGCCCACACUUUGUGCUUCGUCCCUUCGAUCUCUAGCUGUUCACGAUCUGAGUCCUGUGGAUCUAUGCAGAUGAACCCCACGCCAAACUAACAUCCACCUACCCUCCCUUCCCCCUUGCCCUUUGUGUUGUAAAUAUGUCCUGAGGAUGUGGGAUCCCAAAAUGGCC